ACCCUUUUCUCAAUACACAACUUACUCUGACCUCAAAGCCUUCAACCUCUCCCAGGCAACAGUCGUAGGUGUUCUCACAGAGCAACAGAAGGCUGAGCUAAUACUGGAUCCAGACAGCGGCGCUUUGGAGGAUGUCAACUUCGUGAGGGACGUGCUCACAAGCCUGAAACUGUCCGGCAAGGACGAACAGCUCAGUCAGUUUUUCCAGACGUUUGCACAAAUCAGCGAGAAGAAAAACAUUACCUUCAUCACAAACGCAGCUGUACGAGAAACCAUACUGAACAUAAGCCUGACGGCCCUGGCGCCUGCAUUUGAGCUCUUUGGAGCACAAGAAUUCCAGCUGUGGUUCCAAGUCUACCUUGUUCCUGUGAUGCCAAGCCUCCGUCCUGCCUACCUGAGGGUGAUUCCAAAGGACAUCAGCUGCGCAUCCUACAUGGCCAUUCUCACCGGUCUUCAGAAAACAUCGAAAUUCCCUCUACCACCGGAGCUGUCGAUGGGCAUCAAUUCAAGCAUCGAGUUCCUCAAAGAGACUUUCCCACGUUGCUCGACACCAGAAUCUUUCACGUGCAAGGAAACAGUUGUUGAUGAGAACCUCAUCUGCGCUCAGGUCAAUAGGUCACUAGUCCAACAAACGCUGGCAGCUGACAACUCCUCCGCAGCCUUGUGCUCUUUUACCAUCACUGAACAUGCCUGCUCCGUGGCUGGCCGGCUUGCGCCGCAAAACCUGGCCACACUGCUGAAAUGCUCGCUGGAAAGCCAAACGACACACCCCGUAGAAGCGUGGAAGCUCUUCUUUCAGAAAGUUUCCUCUUCCCUGAAUGACACCCUGGAGACGUUUGCCACCAUGGUAAAUCCAUUAGCUAAGUAUGUGGGAGUUCUGACAGGUGUCUCUUCGUUUCUCCUUUCAUCCGUUUUUAAGGCUGGCCGGCUUGCGCCGCAAAACCUGGCCACACUGCUGAAAUGCUCGCUGGAAAGCCAAACGACACACCCCGUAGAAGCGUGGAAGCUCUUCUUUCAGAAAGUUUCCUCUUCCCUGAAUGACACCCUGGAGACGUUUGCCACCAUGACCUCCAACAACAGCAGGCCAGCCUUAUCAAACGCCCUUGAUGCUCUGAGAGAGGUGCGACUUGCCAACCUCAGCGACGCAGAACUACAGAGUAGGACCGUCAUUGGGGAUCUGGUCCAGAGAGUUAUUGGGCCGUUCCUGGCCUCCCCAUCCACAAACUUCCUGUUCUGCCUCAGCUCCUACAACUUCAGCUGCCUGACCUACCAGAUUGUCGUCAAGGAAUUGAGCAACCAAAGGCAACUCAUGAACAGUGACAAGCAGCAAGCAGUCUUUACUUAUUUCAUCAAACCGUUCCUGUCACGAAAGGAGUCAUCGGAUCCUGGCUGCACCUUAUCCACCAAUGGGAGUCAGGGUUGGCUACAGGCAAACCUCGGCAGCUUUGCUGGUUUUGCAACCGUCCAGGAUUUGCAAACCCUCAACCCGCACUUGUCUACCAUUGAAAUAUUGUCAGAACUGGCUCCCUCUCAAGUGGCACAGCUCCUAAUAAGUGCAGGGAGCUCAAACGACACAACCCUGAUUGACCUUGCCUUUGAGCGACUUGAAAAGGGUGACGCUCUGGAAAACCUAGACGAAUUCCUCACACAGCUCACAGCGAACGGACAGGUCCUACAGUUCCAGACGGUCGUCCGAGAUCGUGCGAUGACAAGAGCCUUUUACAUCCUAAGGCUACAUUUCCUGACCUUCAGCUCACAAGAGUUGUACCUUUGGUUCCACGUCAAACUGGUUACCAUCCUUGCCAGUUUCACUCCACAGAUGCUCAACAGUACGCUAUCAAGCAUGAGCUGCGCAAACUACCACGUCGUUGUGGGAGGGAUUGCCAAAGUGUUCCCUGGCUCUGUGUAA
Messenger RNA from Poecilia latipinna (sailfin molly), 1909 nucleotides. RefSeq lists its product as uncharacterized. NCBI's taxonomy places the organism in Eukaryota, Metazoa, Chordata, Actinopteri, Cyprinodontiformes, Poeciliidae. The record is from RefSeq and is a predicted model, not a curated record. Bases 371 to 1909 code for a protein of 512 amino acids. The transcript is spliced from 17 exons.